Lucilia cuprina (Australian sheep blowfly) is the source of this 1183-nucleotide messenger RNA. RefSeq names its product protein unzipped (gene uzip). The record is from RefSeq and is a predicted model, not a curated record. NCBI's taxonomy places the organism in Eukaryota, Metazoa, Arthropoda, Insecta, Diptera, Calliphoridae. The transcript is spliced from 2 exons. Bases 64 to 1167 code for a protein of 367 amino acids.
CAGUUCCUUCCACACUCUCUAGACUUCCCCUGCUAGCAAACAAACAAAAAAACCAACACAACAAUGUUGUCUUCAAAUAAAAAACCACCGAGAUUACCCAGGUUUCUCAGCCUAAAUAUAUGCUCCUUAACAUUAGCACUCUUCCUUUUCGUUACAUCCAGCCAAGCUGCCGUCCAUUCAGUACUCACAUAUAAAAAUGCCUCCACUCUGUUGGGCCAGUUGGUCACCUCCAGUACUCUAGUGUGGGAAACAUAUGAUGUCAAAGAUCCCAAACAAUUGCAAUAUGCCGUAGAGGGUGGUAAAUACAUUACCGAAGAAGAACACUAUCCCAUUUAUGUGUGUCGGGUGAAUAUUGAUGGUGUGGGCACUAUUGGUCAUACCGAGAAAAUACAACAGUCUCAUGUUUGCAAGGCAGCCCAUUAUAAAAAUAUGAAAUACAAUACAUUUGAUGUCUUGAUCAAUAAGGGUCAUUUGGGUAAAGUGUCCUGGAAACAUUGGCGUAAAUUUAAUGUGGGUGUGCCUGUGGGAGCUAUACGCAUAGGAGAAGAUGCUUACAUAGGCAGACAUAAGGCACCUCAAACUGAGAGUAAUGCUGCUGAGGGUGGUCAACAACAGGGCGCAGAUUUCAAUUUAGGACGCUUGGAUCCCGUGGGUUUGGGUAAAAUAAAGGUAAUGGAAUCGAAUGUUGAAAAGGAUUACGAUGAGGGAGAAGUGUUAGUAGAAACCGAACCUUUCCGUUAUGAAUUAAAAGAUAUCAGAUUAGAUCAAAUACGUUUGGAUAUGAGAGAAAAUAUUACCGAGUUGGCUUUUGGAGUCUUGGCUAAUACGGGUGACAAAUAUAGUGUUGUGGAAACUGCCUUGACUUAUGGUUUUGAUCAUGUCCAGUACUGGGGUUCUCAUGAAGGUGUAGCCCGUGGCUUGCCUACUAAGGUUUUCGAAAAUGAUGCUUCUAAACCGGCGGAAAUCAAUUGGGCCUUGAAACAUAGUGAAAAACGUUUUGAAACCAAAUCGGUGAAUACUAAACUUUGGCCUGGUACUGCCAUUAAUGUUACUCUUAAGGGCAAUUAUGUGACUUUGGAUGCUCCCUAUAGUGCGAAACUGUACGCUUUCUAUGCUGGCAGUGAGGACAGUGUAUCGAGAAAAAUUAAGGCGGAGGUAAGUUUAUAGUUAAAGAACUAGAACA